Aspergillus fijiensis CBS 313.89 is the source of this 1680-nucleotide messenger RNA. RefSeq names its product fungal specific transcription factor domain-containing protein. The transcript has 6 exons. The coding region runs from base 1 to 1680 and encodes 559 amino acids. The record is from RefSeq and is a predicted model, not a curated record. Gene Ontology annotation, molecular function: zinc ion binding; DNA-binding transcription factor activity, RNA polymerase II-specific. Gene Ontology annotation, cellular component: nucleus. NCBI's taxonomy places the organism in Eukaryota, Fungi, Ascomycota, Eurotiomycetes, Eurotiales, Aspergillaceae. Gene Ontology annotation, biological process: regulation of DNA-templated transcription.
AUGUCGCAAGUCGUCGAGAGUCGGGACAGCCCUCCUAGAAAGCGACAGAAGCCCGGAGCAGCGUGUGAGGAAUGUCGACGGCGGAAGCUCCGUUGUGAUCGCCGUCAGCCGCAGUGCGGCAUGUGCCAGGCUUCGGGCGUCGAUUGUUUAGUGAUCACCGCGCGAUCGCCACGAGGCCCCAAGCGCGGAUAUCUCAAGUUGCUGCAAGCGAGAGUCGCCGCUCUGGAGAACAUCCUACUUCAGAGUCAAGGUCAAAGCACGGUGACUCCUCCAGAGGUGCAGCCGCCAGAGACCCAGCUGCUGGAUGAGCAGGUUGAUCUGUCAGCGUGGGAGAUACCUAUCUUGGGAAGCCAAAUCGUGGAGGAUUCGUACUCGGGCUUGGCGGCAGAGAACCUGCCCGGUUCUUUGUUAGGAGAUGUCCCAACGCCAGUGCCUUCCAUAUCCCCACCAGGCCAACUGUCCAGUGCUGGAGACGAGAUGUCCAUCCCAGGUCUAGAUCCUAGUUCAGUGCCGAGAUCAGCAUCGGAGGAUGUCUGUGAGGUCCACCUAUCAAAGCACAGGGAUCAACUGUACUUCGAUCGAGUCCAGAGCUUUAUGCCUAUUCAGCACCAGCGUCGCUACUUCGACUGGCGGCGGCUGCCGUUCAAAACAGAGGCACAGUCUUGCCUACAGCAUGCUACAUGGACUCUCGCCGCCUCGGUCUCCGCGCACUACCAGAGCAUCGGUGGCUCCUUGUAUCAAAACGCAAGGCGAAAAUUAGAGGCGCUGGAUUCCCACCCCGCAGCCAUGCCCUCGACAGAGCUCGAGCAGGUGCAAGGAUGGCUCCUGCUUGCCGUCUAUGAGCUCAUGGAUGUUGACUUGCGCCGGAGCUGGAUCAGCGCUGGACGAGCAUUUCGGCUGAUUCGGCUGAACUGGCUCAAUAGCCUUGACGGAACGGAUCUCACCAUGCGGACGGGGUCGCCGUUGACCUUCAGUGAACGCGUGGCCAUCCGCCUGCCAGCGCCCGAAGGAAAUUUCCAGAAUGAUCAACCAAUCUUGAUGGGGUUCCUUCCUGAGGCUCUGACAGUCACAGACCCUGCAGCGGUCUCGAGCUUCACCGAAUGCAUUGUCGCUGCGACAAUUGGAGGCCGUGCGCUCUCGCACCGCCACCAACUCCUCGUGCGCGACAUUUACUACGACGCCACGGAAGACUUUCGAAAGCGACAUCAAGGGAUCAACUCGAUCCUGGUGCGGCGCAAAGAGGCGUUCGCGUCGCGGUACCCAGGCGAUAUGCCCCAGGCGGACCCUAUGCUUCUAUUUGUGAAUCUCAUGUGGCGAGCGAUCAUUCUUCAUCUAUAUCAGACUAUGGCCUUUGAAGUUCUCCCGGGCGAGGAUGAGGAUGAACUGUUGCGAGAGUACAAGAAGCAAUCUUUGGCAGCUGCGCAGGAUAUUGUCGACUUAACAAAUCGGCUUUGUAAUUUGAACUCUUUGAAAGACCACCCUCUGACAAUGAUUCCUUUGUCAGUAUGUGUUCAGUUUUUGAUCAUGUUCCAAAAGCCCGGUGAUUCCGACAUGAAGCCGUUGCAGGACCUCACGGAGGCGAUACGUAGUCUCAAGCGAUUCAACAAUCUAGGUCAGCCAGUUUUGCAGCUUGUGGAGGAGCAGAUGCUAGCCGGAACAUAUUCUUCGCCCCCUUUUUGA